AUGGCAUCUAGCAUAAUUGAAAGAUUUGACAAGCUCUCACUCGUGGCGGACGGGCAAAAUCAUGCAGAUUCGGCUCGAACCAUCCUCGCAACCGUAUAUCCACGACCUGGGAAGACCGAAAGAAUCAUCGAGCUCUAUCAACCCAUCCUCAAAGACGGAGCAACCAAGGAGCCCGGAACUAUCCAAUUCCAACUCUUUGUCGACAUCAACCCCGAAACAGGAAACGAGGAGAUAUUUACUAUUGAGAAGUUCAAGAAUCUGGAAGCCCUCGAUUGCAUCAGCAGGGAGAGACGUUGA
Molecule: messenger RNA, 297 nt
Organism: Mollisia scopiformis
Lineage: Eukaryota; Fungi; Ascomycota; Leotiomycetes; Helotiales; Mollisiaceae
Exons: 3
Coding region: 1-297 (98 amino acids)
Source: RefSeq, a predicted model, not a curated record